AGCAUUUUGCCGCCCGUUGUAGUUAGGAGAGAGAUCUCUCCCGCCUAGGACGGUGUUGUCUGGAAAGAAAAAAAAACGGUUCCGACACGACCGAGUAAAGAAGAAUCUGUUCAAGAGAACUGGGUUCAAAGUUUUUUGAACACCACCAUUGCCUCACAUAUAUAGAGAGCUCAUUGUUUUACGAUGAGCUUCACCCCGUUUGGCGGCUUUCCGACGACGUUGGCAACGAUCCCACAUUUCGCCGUUGGGAAAUUUCAGCAGGCCCAGGAUCAAGGGUUUGUUUCAAUUCCUUCAUCCCAGGGUCUCCAGAUAGCUGUCAGCACAGUGGAUCCAUCACAGUUAAAUCAUCACAACCUCAAUGGACAUGUCCAUGUUCCAACGUCUAGCACCCUCCAGAUCCAGAAUCAAAUGCUCAACACAUUGUUGAGCAAAACUGGUCAAAAUGAUGUGUUUGUAAAAGUGGAAACAGAGGCUGAGGAGAACGAAAGGUUUCAACAGCAGCAUCAUCAAGACAAAACAAGUGCCCAACAGGACAUUAGUAGUUUAAAUGAAUACCUGUCCCGGUUUUCUGGACCGCCCACAUUCCCUUUCCAGCAGAUGUACAAAUAUCCUACCGAGCUCAUACAUGUCACUCAGAUUGAAGAUCAGCAACAACAGCAGCAGAAUAUGAUGAGUGACAACUCUCCAUCUGUCCAAACUCCUGAGCAACAACAACAACAACAGCCUCAGGCACCAAAGAAAGCAAAAAAAAAGAAAAAGAGGCGAGAUCCCAUUCCCGGAUUGCCUACUCCUAGAAGAAGGAGCACGAGCUUACAACCAGCUUUGACAACGGCAUUGGAUGGAAGUACACUUUACGGAUGUCCUCAGUGCCACACGGUCUUCAAUAACCGCGAAGCUAUCGAGACCCAUCUUACGAUACACCGGUCCGAAAGACCGUUUAUCUGCAAUGACUGUGGUGCGGCCUUAAAACGUAAAGAACAUUUAGAUAGACACAGGUCUUCGCACAUGACUGAACGUCCACACCCGUGCCCUGUUUGUAGCAAGACAUUCAAACGAAUCGAACACUUGCAACGGCACUCAAUCAUUCAUCGAACUGAUAAAGUGCAUCGAUGCUCCGAAUGUGGUAAAGGUUUUAAUCGUAAGGAUCACCUGACCAAGCACAUUCACUCCCAUCUGGCCAAGAGAAUUAAGCAAGAGCUUGGCCAGCAGCCAGGGAAAGGCGGACAGCAGCAAGGGCAACAGAACAAUGACAACAAUUCCACCAUCAACAUUCAACAGCAUCAGAGCGUAUUGGCGCAUUUGCAUUAAUUUUUACGCCUGAGAAGAAACAAACCUCUCGCAGUUUCGGUGAUCGGUUGCCUCACAGUAUUCAAAAGUGACUAAUAUGCUUUUUUUUUUUUUUUUUCAAUAAUCCCUUUGAAACAAGUUAGAUCGUUUUUGUGUUAUUCCCUGUGUUUUUAUGUCAUGUUCAUAACUAGUGCCGGGAACGAGGAACAUACUUUGAUGCGACUAAAUUUCGGGUCGUGGACACUUGCCGUUAUUGUUACUGACCGACAAGUGAAGUGAAUAAUCCUUUAAAAAAGUACUGCUAGUCUAGCACACAUAUACAUGUAAGCUUCCAUUGAUUUUGCAAAAUUGAAGCGAGAAUGAAGAAGCUGGACUUAAGAAAACAUUCAGGGACCAAAAUUGGAAAUCACACACAUGCGUUACUUAUAUACGAGUGUUUUUCGAGCGCGUUGGCAUAAUACUCCUUUUGCUUUUUGUCCUUUUGUGUUGCAGAAACAGCGAGAAAGUUGGCAAGAAUUUUUCGUUUGGUUUUUUCUUUGUUGUAUUGAGAACGCGUUUGAAGCGCGGUCUUCGCCAUUGUACUUUCCUGUUGUGCCACACUUGUCCCACUUCCCCUCAUAUUUUUCUUUCCUUCAUCUGCAAAAUGAUCUUUUUUGGUAAAGUCAAUGUGUCGAAAAUGUAUCCUUACACUCAUUUCUCACAGUGAACGUGUAUGCACGUGCCCGUGUAUUUUUUUUUCCAUCCAAUUUCGUGUGUGUAUUGCCAAGUUAGCAAGAGACAGCUGAAAUAUACGUGUCACAGUUUGUAAAAUAA
Molecule: messenger RNA, 2100 nt
Organism: Daphnia magna
Lineage: Eukaryota; Metazoa; Arthropoda; Branchiopoda; Diplostraca; Daphniidae
Product: zinc finger protein 534
Exons: 4
Coding region: 184-1308 (374 amino acids)
Cellular component (GO): nucleus
Source: RefSeq, a predicted model, not a curated record